Messenger RNA from Labrus bergylta (ballan wrasse), 3738 nucleotides. It is a transcript of the gene dpysl3, whose product is annotated as dihydropyrimidinase like 3. NCBI's taxonomy places the organism in Eukaryota, Metazoa, Chordata, Actinopteri, Labriformes, Labridae. Gene Ontology annotation, biological process: actin crosslink formation. Gene Ontology annotation, molecular function: hydrolase activity, acting on carbon-nitrogen (but not peptide) bonds. Gene Ontology annotation, cellular component: cytoplasm. The record is from RefSeq and is a predicted model, not a curated record.
GAGCAGGGCUCCAGCAUGGCAGGGCGCAGGGGGAACCGGGACAAGGUAGAGGACGACCUGCCGGUUUAUCUGGCCCGGCCCGGCACGGCAGACCAGGUGCCCCGGCAGAAACACGGCGGCUUGUUCUGCAGCGUGGAGGACGCCUUCGAGAGCAAAACCAUUGACUUUGACGCCCUGAGCGUCGGCCAGAGGGGCUCCCGGACCCCGAGGACCGCCAAACGGGAGACUGGUCAGGAGGCGAAGAGCCCGGCCAGUGAGGGCUUUGAGAGCCCCCCUGGGGACUCACCUCAGAGCAGGAGCAGAGGAGGGAGAGAAGACGUGCUGCGGAACCUGGGAGAUGAGACGAGCGACAGGCUUUUGAUCAAAGGCGGGAGGGUCGUGAACGAUGAUCAGUCCUUCCAUGCCGACAUCUACAUGGAGGAUGGCGUCAUUAAGCAGAUCGGAGACAACCUGAUUGUGCCUGGCGGGGUGAAGACCAUCGAAGCCAACGGGAAGAUGGUGAUCCCCGGUGGCAUCGACAUCCACACCCACUUCCAGAUGCCAUAUCGUGGAACCACCACCGUGGAUGACUUUGCGCAGGGGUCAAAGGCUGCCCUUGCUGGCGGCACGACUAUGAUCGUCGACCACGUGAUCCCAGAGCCUGGCAGCAGCCUGAUGGAGGCGUAUGACCAGUGGAGGCAGUGGGCAGAUGAGAAGUCCUGCUGUGAUUACUCCUUCCACGUGGACAUCACCAACUGGAAUGACAGCAUCAAGCAGGAAGUGGACAGCCUCAUCAAGGAGAAAGGUGUGAACUCUUUCCAGGUCUACAUGGCUUACAAGGACUACUACCAGAUGAGCAACAGUGAGCUAUAUGAGAUCUUCACCUUCCUGGCAGAGAGGGGAGGCAUCGCUCAGGUCCAUGCUGAAAAUGGAGAGAUCAUUGCUGAGGAACAGGCCCGCAUGCUGCAGAUGGGUAUCACUGGACCAGAGGGGCACGUGCUGAGCAGGCCAGAAGAGCUGGAGGCGGAGGCCGUGUUUCGUGCCAUCACCAUCGCAAGCCAAACCAAUUGUCCUCUGUAUGUGACCCGGGUCAUGAGCAAGAGCGCUGCUGACAUCAUCUCACAGGCCCGGAAAAAAGGAAAUGUUGUGUUUGGGGAGCCAAUCACAGCCAGCCUGGGGACUGAUGGGACACAUUACUGGAGCAAGAACUGGGCCAAGGCAGCUUCUUUUGUAACAUCACCUCCUCUUAGCCCUGAUCCAACCACUCCAGACUAUCUGAACACACUGCUGUCCAGUGGAGACCUGAGCGUGACUGGCAGUGCUCACUGUACCUUCAGUGUGGCCCAGAAGGCCAUCGGCAAGGAUGACUUCACUCAGAUCCCUGAAGGGGUCAACGGAGUGGAGGAGAGGAUGACUCUUAUCUGGGAUAAAGCUGUGACUACGGGUAAAAUGGAUGAGAACAUGUUUGUGGCGGUCACCAGCACCAAUGCAGCGAAGAUUCUCAACCUUUACCCUCGUAAGGGCCGGAUCGCCGUGGGCUCUGAUGCCGACCUGGUCAUCUGGGACACGGACUCCAUCAGCACCAUCACUGCCAAGACACACAACUCGGCUGCUGAGUACAACGUCUUUGAGGGCAUGGAGCUGCGUGGAGCCCCUCAGGUGGUGAUCUGCCAGGGGAAGAUUGUUCUGGAAGAUGGGAACCUGCACGUCAUCUCCGGUGUGGGUCGCUUCAUUCCCUGCACUCCUUACCCUGACUUUGCCUACAAGAGGGUUAAGGCCAGGAAGCAGCUGGCCGUCCUGAGGGCAGUACCCAGGGGAAUGUAUGACGGCCCUGUGUCUGAGUUCUCCAUGUCCCGUGGUGGAACCCCCUCUGCCUCUGCGCGUACCUCUCCCACCAAACAGCCUGUCAGAAACCUGCACCAGUCUGGAUUUAGUCUAACAGGUCCCCCCACCCCAGACGACAUCCCCAUCAGGCCUGCUGGCCGGCGUAUUGUAGUGCCCCCCGGUGGUCGUUCCAACAUCACAUCCCUCAGUUAAACAGCAAGAGCUGGAGGAGGGGAUGCAUCCAGACAAAGGACAGCAGCCAGAGUGCAGGAUUAAGGGUGGGAGGGAGUGUGGGAGGGAAAGGGGAAAGGGAAGGGGGUGGGGGGGUGUGGGAGGAGGAGGAGGAGGAGGAGGAGGAGGAGGAGAUGCAUAGGACCAUGAUUAGUUCAACGUUAAAAAAGAGCAAAACACUGAAUCCUCAUGCCUUACCUGUCACAAUGCUACCGUGCUCGGAUGAGAACAGUAUCCCUUUUCCUGGGAUGGUGGUUUUGAAUUGGUACUAAAGUUACCAUCAGAGCACUUUACACUUAACAAGUUGUAGUCUCACUUUUUACCAGUAUAGAAAACACCAAAAAAAUGCAGUUAAAACUCGUCACGUGGUGCUUUGGUCAUGGGAAAUUAUACCAGUAAAACUCAUGCCAUCACAUUCAAUCAGAAAACAAAAACUAACUGUCUCCUCAAAGGAAAACAGAUACUUCUUCUCUGACUGUUGCUGCGGUUCUUUCAUCCUGGUCAGCUUUCAAUGUCACCCCCCUUUUCAGUCGCCUGCUUUCUCCCCUAGUCAGUAAAACAUUAACACUAGAUCCCACAUUAGCCAUGUAAUAUCAUGCAGCACCAUUGAUUAGCACUAGGUGGCAUUGUAUGUAUGGUAAAUGUAAUGUAGCUUUGUGACUGAUGUUGUUGCAGCCUGUUUGGGUUUACUGGAACAAGUUCAAGGUAUUUAUCAAAUCUUUCAGGAGAAAUGCAUUCAGAUAAUAGAGCUGCAUGGACCACAAAAAACAUGGGUGACGUAAUCCAUGGUCCUUUUUGCUCUAGACUCCUCGCAAUGUUUGAUGAAUACCUUCCCCAUGAUGUAUUGAUUGCAUAAAUAUUGAUGUUAAAAACUUAGCAAUUGUUUGCUUUUCCCUGAAAGGUUUGUUUAGUUUUUCUGCAUCCAUCAUGGCUCUACAAAGAAGAACAUUGUGUGAAACUGUCCUUUGCAUUUGCUUCUAGCUUAUUGCAUCCUGAAAUGUCAUCUUGAAAAGGGGAAAAGAUAAAAAAAAAAAAAGUAACAAUAAACCGUCCCUUGUAGCUCAGCCCUAACUUGUAAUGAAGAGCUUAGCAGUUGGAAGAAAACAACGGGAGAAAAAAACAAGAAAAAUCAGAUGCAAUGAAAUGAAUAAGUAACAAAACCUGCUUAAAGAUAACAGAACUUCACCUUCAGCUUUACUUUUCCAUUACAAACUGGGCUCUCAUUUUAGGAGAAGAGGAACACCAUCAUACCUGUGUCAUGCUAACACAGCCGUCUAAUGCAAUCCUGACCAAUACUAAUUCAAGGUCAGCCUGAAAUAGCUGUGGGUCCACUUAAGUUUACCUUAAUAACUCCGGAUCUGAUUGUGUUUAGGGUGUUAAAGAGCUCUUUUUUAUGGCACUGCUGUUUUCCCAUAAGGAAGCGGAUUGUGGUGCAGUAAGGGAAGCUUUUUUUGUCGCUGUCCCGCUGCUGGGGAGGGAGGGAAGGAGAUGGCGUUUUUUAUUUUUUGGCAGUGGUGUGGCAGACUGAAAGGCAGAUGCAAGUGGUGGUUUGUUGUAUUUAUGUUAGUUUGACAACCUUUGUUGUUUUUUUGUUGUUGAUUUUUUUUUUACUGUUGUAUCAAAACCCAGAGAUGGCAGGUAAAAAGUUAGGGUGUGUUGUGGAGGUAUGAUUUGUUUCCUGAAUAAACAUGAGUUGCAACUGAU